Messenger RNA from Selaginella moellendorffii, 1450 nucleotides. RefSeq names its product serine/threonine protein phosphatase 2A 57 kDa regulatory subunit B' beta isoform. Gene Ontology annotation, biological process: signal transduction. NCBI's taxonomy places the organism in Eukaryota, Viridiplantae, Streptophyta, Lycopodiopsida, Selaginellales, Selaginellaceae. Gene Ontology annotation, cellular component: protein phosphatase type 2A complex. The transcript is spliced from 2 exons. Gene Ontology annotation, molecular function: protein phosphatase regulator activity. The coding region runs from base 20 to 1450 and encodes 476 amino acids. The record is from RefSeq and is a predicted model, not a curated record.
GCCCGGCACCGUCCGGGCCAUGCAGGGGCCGAGCUCAAGGUCUAGCAGCAGCAGCGCGCUGCCCCGCAACUCACUCCUCGUCUCCAACCUUUCUUCAUCGGUGCCAGCGCGCCACUCAUCUUCCUCGCGGGCAGCUCACUCCAAGAGCAUCAGGCUGAAUGUGGAGGCGCUGCCAUCCUUCCGGGACGUGCCGGCAUCCGAGAGGCAGAACCUGUUCAUCAAGAAGCUCGCCUUCUGCUGCACACUCUUCGACUUCAACGAGCCCACCAGGAACGUCCGGGACAAGGAGGUGAAGCGCCAGACCCUGCUGGAGCUGGUGGACUACCUUACAGCAGGCACCACCAAGCUGUCCGAGGCGGUGUUCGACGACAUUGUCAAGAUGGUGGCGGCCAACAUCUUCCGGGCCCUGCCGCUGGCGCCCUACCACAGCUCCGGGGCUUCCACCGGAGGCAUGCUGGACGCGGCCGAAGACGAGGAGCCCUCACUGGAGCCCUCCUGGCCUCACCUCCAGGCGGUUUACGAGCUACUGCUCCGCUUCGUGGUGUCGGCAGACGUGGAGGCCAAGGUGGCCUCCAAGUAUAUCGACCAGCAGUUUCUACUUCGGCUGCUGGAUCUCUUCGACUCAGAGGACCCACGGGAGAGGGAGUACUUGAAGACUAUAAUGCACAGGAUCUAUGGCAAGUUUAUGCUCCACCGCUCCUUCAUCAGGAAGGCCGUCAACAACAUCUUUUACCAGUUCAUCUACGAGACGGAGAAGCACAACGGCAUUGCCGAGCUGCUGGAGAUCCUGGGGAGCAUCAUCAAUGGCUUUGCUCUGCCGCUCAAGGAGGAGCAUAAGACGUUCCUGGUGCGAGCCUUGAUUCCACUGCACAAGCCCAGGGGCCUGCCAUUGUAUUACCAGCAGCUUGCCUACUGCGUGUCACAGUUUGUGGAGAAGGACCCCAAGCUCUCGGCGCUAGUCAUCCAGGGGCUCCUCAGGUACUGGCCAGUAACCAACAGCCAGAAGGAGGUAUUGUUUCUCAACGAGUUGGAGGAGAUACUGGACGCCUGCCAGCCGGAGGAGUUUGCGGAGAUGAUGGUUCCUCUGUUCAAGCAGCUGAAUCAUUCCAUCAACAGCCAGCACUUUCAGGUGGCCGAACGCGCGCUCUUCCUUUGGAACAACGACCACAUUGUGAGCCUGGUAACGCAGUUCAGGCACGUCAUCCUCCCCCUCCUUUUCCCAGCUCUAGAGAAGAACGUGAGAAGCCACUGGAGCCAACCCGUGCACGGCCUCACCAUGAACGUCCGGAAGAUGUUCCUGGAGAUGGACACGGAGCUGUUCCAGUCGUGCCAGCACGAGUAUGUAGACGACGAAGACAAGGCCAAAGACGCACAGGAGAAGCGAGACAAGACAUGGAAGAGACUCGAAGAAGCUGGUGCUGCUCCCUCCCGUGCCCAGUCAAAAAGGUGA